UGCGGCUCCCGACAAAGUGAGAGCGGUAGCAAGAGUAAAGCUCCAGUUAUGCAUGCUUGACUCAACUCAGCUUCGAAAAAGGUGACAUGUGAAACGUAACUGCAACUAUACUAAACACAGCGCGUAGAAAUCAGCUGUUUUUGAAUGUUGAGAGAGCACACAAAUGUGACAUUUUACUUGAUAUGUGAAGCUUGUAAAAAUUUAAUCAAUAUUAAAACAAACUGUUUUGCUGAAUAUAUUAACUUUAAUAAUGGAUAGUGAUUUAUUCCAUGAACUAUUAUAUUUAAAUAUUCUUCGCCUUCAAAGAAGAAAAGUAUUAAGAAGACGUAAACGCCGCUGGUCCGUUCAUCCAGCAAAUCGGGAUAGAAACCCAAAUGGUUUCUUCUGGAAGAACUUUUUAAAAUUAAAAGAAGACGACCAAAAACUAUUUGCUUUAACACGGAUGAAUCGGCCAGUAUACAACCUUCUUAAAAAUAGUCCGUUUUUAAAAAAACCAAAACAACAAAUUGGCGUCGAGGAGCGAGUGGUUAUAACUUUAAUGUACCUCGCUUAUGGAACACCUUUUGAGAUCAUAGCCUCGAUGCAUAAGUUAGGGAAAACAACAGUGCGGAAUAUCGUACUUGAAACGUGUGAAAUAUUUUGGUUAAACCUGUGCCCGAUAUACCUUAGCGAGCCAACUACCGCACAAUAUAAAGACAUUGCUGCAGAUUUUUUAAAACUGUGGAAUAUACCCAACUGUGUCGGAGCAAUUGACGGGAAGCAUAUAGCUAUUAUUCGUCCACAAAAUUCAGGCUCGUUAUUUUAUAACUAUAAAAAGUUUUAUAGUAUAGUUUUAAUGGCAUCCUGCGACGCUAGGUAUAAAAGAUUUGCAAUAUUUCAAUAUUUACUUAUUUUUAUUUUAUUUCAAGGUGUCUUUCAGCAAACUAAAUUUGGUCAAGCACUCUUGGAAAACAAAUUGCCACUACCACCAAGAGCUCCAUUAUGGAAUGAAUCCUCAACAGAUUUUCCACAUUUUUUUGUGGCCGACGCAGCGUUCCCAUUGAAGGAAAACUUAAUGCGACCUUACCCCGGUGCACACCUGCCACGAAACAAAGCAAUUUUCAAUUACCGGUUAUCCCGAGCUCGUAGAGUAAUCGAAAAUAGCUUUGGUAUUUUAACUGCUCGAUGGCGUGUUCUAAGAAAGGUAAUAGACUUUAGCCCAAAGAACUGCGAAACAAUUGUGUUAACCUGCUUGGUUCUUCACAAUUUUGUAAUGUUGAAUGACCAUGAUCGUUGGUAUUGUCCAGAUACAUUUGUAGACACAGACACCGCAGACCAUGGAAUAUUGGAGGGAGAAUGGCGUGAAGAUUUAGAGAGUGUUGGAGGUGCAUUACAUUCAAUAAGUACAACUCGACGCAAUGCAUCUAGUUUCGCAUUCCGUCUAAGGGAUUUUUUGGCAGAUUAUUUUAUAAAUCAGGGAGCGGUUUCAUUUCAAGAAUAUCGUAUUUAGUGUAUAGCAAUGUUUGUGUAUUUUAUGCAUUUGAAAUAUAUACAUAUUUUUAUGUAUAAAAUUGUAAUCUAAGUACCUUUAUACUAUACUUUUUGUUACGUUAACUUUUUUGUGAUAUUUUAUUAAA
Messenger RNA from Bactrocera tryoni, 1616 nucleotides. Its product is annotated as protein ALP1-like. The record is from RefSeq and is a predicted model, not a curated record. Lineage: Eukaryota; Metazoa; Arthropoda; Insecta; Diptera; Tephritidae. The transcript is spliced from 2 exons. Bases 251 to 1489 code for a protein of 412 amino acids.